AUGACACUUGAACAGCUGGAAGCAAACCAAGUCUCGAUGAGAACAGACAUUGACUCCAUGCAGGCAAAGAUGGAUCGUCUGCUUGAAACUAUGUUGCUCUUAGCCCAGAAGGAGAAGGAUGCUGAGACUAACGCUGAAGCCAGGAAAGUUGCUGCCGAGUUUGGAUCGCCAUCACUUAGCAUCCCUGGAGUGACUGAACUUGAUGGUAAUCCCGCUCAGCCUAGAGGAGGACCGAUCCCUAUUCCUGUUCCCAUGGUCAAUAUGAACCCCCGUGAGCACUCUGCUACAUCUGCUCGACACGGAUCUGUGAUAGGUGAUGAAGAUCCAUACGACGCCUUCUUCAUGCCACAACCUGCCAAACCUGCUGUUGGAGGUCUCCCAGACCCUGCUGUUGAGAGACUUCACGCAUUGGAAGAGAAAUUCAAGUCCUUGGAGGUUCACACUACUCCCGGUUUGGAUGCUGUCGAUAUGUGUUUGGUGCCAGGCCUCGUGAUUCCGCAGAAAUUCAAAGUCCCAGACUUUGACAAAUACAAAGGGAUCAGCUGCCCAAGAACACACCUCCGAGCCUACUGUCGCAAAAUGGCUGCCCACAUCAAGAGAGGUCAGGUCCAGUCAUGGAGGGACCUUGCUGAAGCUUUCCUCAGGCAUUAUCAGUACAACACUGAUUUAGCGCCCAACCGCACACAACUGCAAGACAUGACUCAGCGCAAUAAUGAGUCAUUCAAGGAAUACGCACAGCGCUGGAGAGAGCUUGCAGCUCGCGUCCAACCUCCUCUUCUUGAUAAAGAAUUAAUCGACAUGUUUAUGGGAGCCAUGCACACCCAGUACAUGGAAAAGAUGGUAGGAUCCAGCUUCCCAACUUUUGCUGAGGUUGUCUCUGUAGGAGAACGGAUUGAAAGCCAGAUCAAGAAGGGAAAGCUACCUUGUGCUGCUAAUGCUUCAUGUGGAGUGAAGAAGCCUUAUCCUAAUCUCCCAAAGAAGCCAGAAGGUCAGACCAACGCCAUCAUGAGAGGAGGAGGAUAUAGGGCACCUCCAUAUGCUCCUACACCUUACGAUCAGGUUGCCGCUGUCAUCCCGACACCGUAUCAGCCACCAUAUCAGCAACCACAUCAGCGACAAUAUCAACAGCCAUAUCAACAGCCGGCUUACCAGCAGCCACAUCAAAAUCAACAGCAACGUGCUCCACAACCACGUCAACCUAAUCAGCAGAGGGCAAGGAGGCCAGAAAGACAUUUCGAUCCUUUGCCAGUGUCAUACAGCAAGAUCCUCCCCUACCUGCUAAAGGAUGGAUCGCUUUCUUCGACUCGCUUUGCCGGCAACAACCGCGAAAUCGCUUCGUCGCCGCCUUCAAACCACAGCCUUCACGCAGCAACAUCUCCCGUGUUCUCGUUUCAAUAUCACAAUAGCAUCCAACGCUACCGAGAUGCAAUAACCCUGGUUCCAGCUAAGCUUAUUUCUUUGGUCUUAGAAAUUGAUUAUAUGGACUGUUAUGUCAAUACAUUUCUAAUUGUAAAUCUAUGA
Molecule: messenger RNA, 1521 nt
Organism: Lathyrus oleraceus (garden pea)
Lineage: Eukaryota; Viridiplantae; Streptophyta; Magnoliopsida; Fabales; Fabaceae
Exons: 4
Coding region: 1-1521 (506 amino acids)
Source: RefSeq, a predicted model, not a curated record